Molecule: messenger RNA, 1335 nt
Organism: Eurytemora carolleeae
Lineage: Eukaryota; Metazoa; Arthropoda; Copepoda; Calanoida; Temoridae
Product: osteopetrosis-associated transmembrane protein 1
Exons: 14
Coding region: 28-1068 (346 amino acids)
Cellular component (GO): cytosol
Source: RefSeq, a predicted model, not a curated record
UGUAUAUGAAAACUUGAAUGAAAAGAAAUGGGAAUGUUGACUAUACUAAUAUUGAUGUUUAUGAUGUUACACUCCCAAGCUAUGCUGGAUAUUGAAGGAAAUCUUUAUGAGUUGGAUUAUUUAUUAAAGAACAUGAAUCCUAACGGAACCUGUCAGAAUCUUCUUAACAAAUUCAGCAAAUCCAGUUCAAUGUUCGUUCUCUGUGCAAACACUUAUGCAAAGCCGAUAUCUAUGUGCAGACAAUGUGCUCCGUAUGUUCUGGACUUGACAGAAAUUUAUCAGAUGUUGUCAAAUACAAGUGAAGAAGAGUCCGGGGUUCUCUGUAAAGAUAUUUUGACUGCUCAGGAUAGAGUUGAGAUUAUUCAGGAAACAUAUGAGUACAUCGCAGCAGAGCCCACUCGAUCCAACCCUACACAGGGAUUAUGGUUCAAAGGACACUGUAACAGCUGCUAUACGAUGCCACUAUCUCACAACAGUAAUCAUUCUAAGGAAACAAAAGAAUUUUUCGACAGACAUUCAAUAGUCCAAUCUUGCUUUGCGCAAUAUCCUUACGCUGAGGGAAAUUCUGAAAGAAACACUAGUGAAGCUUGUCUUGAAUGCCAAUAUGUCUAUCAGAAUCUGUCUGAUUACUACAAGUUCAAUAUUCUGGAUCAAGAUGCUCCCUUUACAGACUCUGUUUGCUUCGAUAUACUUGACGCCAUUAACAUGACGCAGCGUAUCUGGGGAGAGAAGUACAACUGCGGACCUAAACCUAGAACACAUUGGACGCUUCUAACUUUAGUUUGUAUAGUUCUCUGUACUCCAGCAUUCUUCUAUCCUGUAGUCAGGUUUACAGAAUCAUCUGCUGAGGAGCGUGUAAUCAGCCAACGUCACAUCACUGACUUUUUUGAUCAAAAUCUUAGAAGACUCGCCUUCAACAGGAGCCGGUUUUCAAGAAGUACGCAAAAUACUGAUUACUUGGAUAAUGGGGCGGGGGUGGUGGAUGAUUUUACAGAUCAAAACAAACUUACAAAGAUAUUUUGCUGCCUCCAUGAUAUAUUGGGGCAUACAUUUAAAAAUAUGUUGUGAACCAAUGAUGUGAAUUGUGAUUUAGAAGUACAAGACCAACAUUGUCCAUAUUAAAUUUGUUAAAGCUUAUGAAUGUUGAGAAAGCUUUUUCUGUGUACACUGUACACUGGACAGUGUACACAGUAACAGUGUACAGUACACUUAAGUAUAUUUACAGUCAAUAUUGAGUCCUUGUUUUAAAAGUGUAUAAAAACAAAAAAAUGCUUAUGUGGAAUGCAGAAAUGGUUCCAAAAAAUGUUGUCAGAUUAAUAAAAUAGUUUUAAAAUA